Messenger RNA from Sinocyclocheilus grahami, 354 nucleotides. Its product is annotated as butyrophilin subfamily 2 member A2-like. Lineage: Eukaryota; Metazoa; Chordata; Actinopteri; Cypriniformes; Cyprinidae. The record is from RefSeq and is a predicted model, not a curated record. Bases 46 to 354 code for a protein of 102 amino acids. The transcript is spliced from 3 exons.
GUGCCACGUUACUUGGGCAACCUGCCCUUCAGAGUCUGGAAGAAGAUGCAGGACAUGGUCCAGAACACGCCUGUGAUUCUGGAUCCAAACACGGCUCAUCCACGUCUCGUUCUGUCUGAUGAUCUGACCAGUGUGAGAGUCAGCGGUUAUCAACCUGUUCCUGAUAAUCCCGAGAGAUUUGACUGGUAUCCCUGUGUUCUGGGUUCAGAGGGUUUUAACUCAGGAACACACUGCUGGGAUGUGGAGGUUAAACAGAGUAAACACUGGAGUCUUGGAGUAACUACAGCAUCAGACGAAACCUACGCCAGCACGGGCUGUCCCCUCGAACUCCUGGUUAUCCGAUGUUCUUCGUGA